Molecule: messenger RNA, 1820 nt
Organism: Culicoides brevitarsis
Lineage: Eukaryota; Metazoa; Arthropoda; Insecta; Diptera; Ceratopogonidae
Exons: 5
Coding region: 41-1762 (573 amino acids)
Source: RefSeq, a predicted model, not a curated record
UUAAAUUUUUCAUACAUUUGUUAGUUUUGUCGUGUCGAACAUGAAAUAUUUAGCAUUAUUGUGUUUAAGUUUAUCAUUUGUCAAUAAUGUUCAAAGUGUAAUUUUUCCAAAUAAGGAGUUUUCAAUUGUAAAAAAUGAAGGAUUUUUGACACAUCUUGUUCAUCCUGCUUCAUUUAAGUUGACAAAAUGCUCAUUGCAGUUGGAAGAUGGUACAUCGUUCGAUCUUGAUCCUAUUGUAAAGGAGCCUUUUAUCUACAAUACAUCGGAAGGAGUACUUAUUCAACGUUUCGAUCAGGAAUCAUGUGGCGUUCGAGUUCGAAAUAUUGCGUCGUCAAUGUCGGGUCUGUGGAAACUUUUAGCUGAAAGUGAUAGAAAAGAAAAAGACGAAGAUACAUUCACUUUGAAUAUUUUAAGCAACAAGUUGGAUCCAUCUCCUCGUGUCAUAACUGUUACACAAGAAAACCCAUCUCUCUCCGUUGCUUGUCCAAAUAGCAAAACUGCUCGUUAUUGCCGUGUUGAUUACAAAGGAAAAUUUAUCGAUAAUAACAAUGGGCAGUGCGAACCUCAUGUUAUGUCUUAUGGUAAUGAGACUAUUUACAAUUGCCGAACAAUGCGUUGGGGUCAAAUGACAGAAAUCGAAAGUGCAAUUAAAAUUGUUAAGGAAGAAAGUUCAUCAGUGCAGUCAAAAGGAAAGAUCAUAGAGACAGAUAAGCAUGUUAUUUUAUCUUGUCAGGAUCAGACAGGGAUGUGUCGAGCGGAAAUGCCGGGAAAAGUAAAACAAUUAAUGUUAAUGGAAGGACUCUUAAUGGAUCAUUAUUCAACAUACGAUACUCAUCUCAAUAAGGGAAAAUGCUCAUUAGAAAUCGAAAAACCUCUAAAACCAGAGGAUAUUGGAACAUGGCGCAUUUUUCAUACUAAAGAGGAUGAUUCGGGUUGUGUUUUUCGGUUGCAUGAUGAUUCUUCUAUUCGACAGUCGAAUGCUAAUGAUCCCAUAAAUAUUGAAUAUUGGAAAGGUAAAACAGGAUCUCUUGAAAUAACGUGUGAAGUUCCGUAUCCCAUAGACUAUUGUUAUUUAACUACCCCGGAUUUCCCGGAUAACAAAAAUUUUACUUCAUUAACUCCGGACAAAUUUUUCAAGACAAAAUAUUUGGGCAUUUGUCGUUUUGUGAUCAAACAACCUAUUUCGGGUUUGUACGUUUGUGGCGUCAAUAACAUAAAUGGCGGCGAAGAUAUUCAAACGUAUUAUCACGUAAAAUCUUAUGAAGUUCCCGUCAAAACAUCAACAUCGCUUGUUCAAGGAUCGAGAGGUCAAAUUAUUGAUUUAAUGGUGAAAACGAUCUUCGACUAUCCGAUGAGCUAUUGUCGGUUUAUGAUGCCAAAUGGGCAAGUGCAUGGAGUUUCAGAACGAUUUAAUAUGACAGGCGCUUUGAGAUUUUAUGGAAAAGGGUUGCAAUAUGGAGAAUGCGGUAUUCAAAUUCUCAAGAUAAAAGAGAGCGAUUUUGGAUUAUGGAAAGCGACAUUUAAAGUAGAAAACAAAGAGUACAGUAUAGAAAUGGUUUUGUCGAAAGAAGCUGGAUUUACGACGGCUUAUGUUGCUGGACCAAUUUUAGCUGUUAUCGCAAUUGGAGGAGGGAUUUUCGGGUAUUUCAUUUAUACAAAACGAUCAAGCAGAAGGCACAGGAGGCGAUAUGAGAGAACUGUUGGAACAACAACGGAUGAUUUGGAUUUAGAUAACCGAAGUGAAGCUUCUCAUGAAAGUUAAAAAAAGAAAUAGUACAUCCAUCUAUUGGAUAAUUUUUGAACAAAAAUAAAUUUGAAAU